Messenger RNA from Cyprinus carpio (common carp), 2083 nucleotides. RefSeq names its product cytohesin-3-like. Gene Ontology annotation, biological process: regulation of ARF protein signal transduction. The record is from RefSeq and is a predicted model, not a curated record. NCBI's taxonomy places the organism in Eukaryota, Metazoa, Chordata, Actinopteri, Cypriniformes, Cyprinidae. Gene Ontology annotation, molecular function: guanyl-nucleotide exchange factor activity.
UUCAUGGCCGUGACGUCACCCUCCUCGCGCAAGAACACAGCGCUUCUUCAUCAAUCAAAGCGCAGUUCACGUUUACUUUCGUACUGAACGACUCCGACUGCCUGCUCACUGAGUUACACUUAUGAAGUCUCCCUGCAGCACAACCAGCAUGGGAACCCAAAGAAAGGACAGCUUCCUCUGGGGGAAAGCACCAUUAGCUUUCAAUUCAAAUGACAGGAGGCAGACUGACGUCCAUAAGCAUGUGAUUCUAGAUGAUAUUCAGAAACUCAGGCUGGAGAUCGAAAACAUGAUGACAGAAAUUCAAACGAUGGAGGCCGAUGAUGAGAAUAAAAAUGUUAUGAAGAACAAGAGAAUUCAGUGUGGAAAAAAGAAGUUUAACAUGGACCCAAAAAAGGGUAUCCAGUACCUAGUGGAUAAUGAGCUUUUAGAGUGGAAACCAGAGGCUGUGGCGGAGUUCCUCUAUAAAGAGGAAGGCCUCAAUAAAACGGCUAUUGGCAACUUUUUAGGAGAAAGGGAGGAGAUCCACCUUCAGAUCCUGCAGGCUUUUGUUCACCUUCAUGAGUUCUCAAAUCUUAAUCUGGUUCAGGCUUUGAGGCAGUUCCUGUGGAGUUUCCGUCUACCUGGUGAGGCUCAGAAGAUCGACCGCAUGAUGGAGGCCUUUGCUUUGCGGUACUGCACCUGUAACGCUGGGGUUUUUCAGUCCACAGACACCUGUUACAUCCUUUCCUUCGCUAUCAUCAUGCUCAACACAAGCUUGCACAACCCCAAUGUGAAAGACAAGACUACACUAGAACGUUUCAUCAAGAUGAACAGAGGAAUCAACCAUGGAGAAGAUCUUCCUGAUGAACUACUCGAGAAACUUUAUGAGAGCAUUAAGAACGAACCCUUUAAAAUCCCAGAAGAUGACGGCAAUGAUCUCACUCACACCUUCUUUAACCCUGACCGAGAGGGCUGGCUUCUAAAAGAAGGUGGCAGAAUAAAGACCUGGAAGCGGAGGUGGUUCAUUUUGACUGACAGCUGUCUCUACUAUUUCCAAUAUACCACUGACAAAGAACCAAAAGGAAUCAUCCCGCUAGAGAACUUAAGUAUUAGAGAAGCGGAGGAUACAAACAAACAGUUCUGUUUGGAGUUGUUCAGCCCUCAUCGUAAAGGAGAGACGAUAAAGGCAUGUAAAACAGAAACAGACGGGAGAGUUGUGAUGGGCAAACAUCACUCCUACAGACUCAGUGCUGCUUCUGAAGAGGAGCGUGUUGACUGGAUCCAGGCCAUCAGAGCUUGCAUCACAAAAGACCCUUUCUAUGACCUGGCAUCUGCACGCAAGAAGAAGAUCAUCAGCCACACUGAACAACAUGACUGAAGCUGAUUGAUGAUCUUUCUAAACAGUUGCACACAGACUGAAGUACCAGCAGUAGCCAAAGGGACGUUGAUGGUUACAGUGGACUGAAUGAGAUGGAAAUGAUGAAUGAGCUUCUCAGGGUGCUAAUUCUCAGCCCCCCCUCUCACCACUCAGAGGUCACCGCUGCUGUGUGUGCAGCCUCAGGGUUGGCUUACACAGUGGUGUUGUGGUCAGGCGUUCUGUGAAAAAAUAUUUUCUUAUUUAUUUAACGCUUACGAGAAAUUAUACAGUAAAAAUGUAAUUUGUAUAUCUAAACAUGAAACAAUUUGUUUAGUGUUCCUGGUAGCUGUAGGAUUUUUCUGCUCCUGUUAAAGUGAGAGUUUAAUUUUAUUUUCAAUGAAAAACAUUUAAAUUAAGCUACAUUUCAAAGCAUUUCAUAGGGCAUGUAUGUUUUGAAGCACUAUUUUGCUUUUUUUUGUAUCAUUCCAUUUGACUAACACACAUUUGUCAUUUUUUAACUGUAGGAUUUUUAAAAAUCUAAUUAAUAUGUCUAUCUUGUAAAUAUUGUGAUGCCAGUUAGCAUUAAAAUUUAUCAGGUUGAAGUUGUCCAUAUUCUGUACAUAAUAAAUUACUUAUUUAAUGAAUGUACCAUUAUUUGAUAAUAAGCUUUUGUCAUUUCAGAUAAUUCCUAAAACUUUUGAAUACAUCACGACCAUGUUAUUAAAAUAUGAUGAUUGUGCACUCUAA